Molecule: messenger RNA, 1059 nt
Organism: Aspergillus fischeri NRRL 181
Lineage: Eukaryota; Fungi; Ascomycota; Eurotiomycetes; Eurotiales; Aspergillaceae
Product: RPC34 RNA polymerase subunit family protein
Exons: 2
Coding region: 1-1059 (352 amino acids)
Biological process (GO): transcription by RNA polymerase III
Cellular component (GO): RNA polymerase III complex
Source: RefSeq, a predicted model, not a curated record
AUGGCCUCCGCAGGCCCCUCUGGCAGCUCUAUCAACGAGCUUGCAUCUAAGCUUUACGACGAAUGUUUGAAGAGAUACGACUCUGAUCAUCUCUUCUAUCAACAAGACCUGCUGGGCUUGGGUGUCGUCGAGAGGAAUAACCUACCACUUCUGCUGCAAUGCACACAGUUGCUUGUUGACCAAAAACUGUUUCGCCUGCUUCAGGGCAAAAAUGAUCGUUUGGCAUGGAAGAUCAUUUCUCGGGAAGAUGCUGAGAAGCUUCAGAAUCUCAGCCCCGACGAGAGUCUAGUCUACAAUGUCAUCCACUCGACAGGACGCAACGGCAUCUGGGUCCGUGCGAUUCAGAAUCGGACUAACUUACACAAAUCUAUUCUAGAUCGUUGCCUCAAAUCACUGGAAGGGAAGAGUUACAUCAAGAGUGUCCACAAUGUCAAGUUUCCGAGUCGGAAGAUGUAUAUGCUGGCCGGCCUUGCUCCGAGUGAGGAUGUGACGGGUGGUGCUUGGUUUACCGACGGAGUACUGGACGCGAACUUUAUCAGUACGGUUGCUGGCUUCAUCGAGUAUACCGUUAGUCGGAAGAGCUGGUAUGAGGUUCCUGCUACCGGGAACAAGCGCUUGAAAACGGCCGACGGGCGCGCCUCGGUAAAGCAGGAAUCGGGUGAAAAGAAAUAUCUCCCUUAUCCUGCCGGCUAUCAGGGCUAUCCGACGGUCGCGAUGAUUACUGCGGCAGUGAACGAAAGUGGGAUCACACCAGUCCGGCUCGGAGAGGAGAGCAUCAUACAAUUGCUGGAGAUGCUCUGCUAUGACAAGAAGCUCGUUGCGCUGAACAAUGGUCAAUUCUACAAAUCGGUCAAGAAUCCCGCAGCUGUGAAAAUGGAAAAGAAUCGGAAACCGGAGGGUGAUGUGGAGGACGUGGGCGACAAGCUGGUCACGAACGGCAUGACCGAAGUACCCUGCGGUCCAUGCCCUGUCUUCAAGCUCUGCGUCCCUGGAGGCGCUGUGAGUCCGGAGACCUGCGAGUAUUUCGAUCCUUGGCUGCAAAAGGCCCUCGGAUUUUAG